This is a messenger RNA of Fraxinus pennsylvanica, 1626 nucleotides long. The record is from the annotation of a GenBank genome assembly. Lineage: Eukaryota; Viridiplantae; Streptophyta; Magnoliopsida; Lamiales; Oleaceae.
AUGGCUAGUCUUCAAGUGCUGCAGCUAUGCUGUAACCAGUUAACAGGGAACAUACCUAACGAGAUGGGGUUCUUAAAAAGGUUGAGUGUUCUCGCACUCGAAAACAAUAGACUAAACGGGCAAAUUCCCGAAAGCUUGGGAAAUUUGGGAGGGCUCAAGAGGCUUUAUUUGAGCUCCAAUCAACUAUCCGGUCCAAUUCCAAUUAGAUUGGCGAAUGUUCCCCAAUUGGAGUUUCUAGAUGUACAAAACAAUAACCUUUCUGGAGCCGUGCCUUCCGCUUUGAGGAGGUUGAAUGGAGGAUUCCAUCCUGAAAACAACCCUGGUCUAUGUGGGGUUGGCUUUUCUUCAUUGAGAGUUUGCACUGCUUGGGAUAAUCUAAACACAAAUCAAAUUGAACCAAAUGCCAAUAAAACUGUACCUCCAAAUAUACCCCAAACUGCUAGUUUUCCAAUGCCUUGUAACCAUACUCAUUGCUCGAGGUCCUCAUCAAAAUUACCACAAAUAGGCAUUGUAGCAGGAGUACUUACAGCCGUAAUUGCAUUGAUGAUCGGGGGAUUUCUCAUCGUUUUCCGGUAUCGUAGGCGUAAACAGAAAGUUGGGAACACAUCUGAUACUUCUGAUGACCGGCUUAGCAUUGACCAGGCAAAAGAAGUCUACAAGAAAAGCCCCUCUUCUCUUGUAGAUCUUGAGUAUUCGAAUGGAUGGGAUCCUGCGAUCACUUCUCAAGAUUCCAACGGUAUAUGUCACGAGUUUUUAAACGUCUUCAAGUUUAAUUUGGAAGAGGUUGAAUCAGCAACUCAACAUUUCUCAGAGGUGAAUUUAUUGGGAAAGAGUAAGUUCUCAUCUGUGUACAGGGGAAUUUUAAAAGAUGGAUCACGAGUAGCGAUCAAAAGUAUAAGCAAGAUGAAUUGUAAGUCAGUCGAAGCCGAAUUUAUAAAAGGAUUAAGCUUAUUGGCUUCUCUAAAACAUGACAAUCUUGUUAAAUUGAGGGGUUUCUGUUGCUCAAAGGCCCGGGGCGAAUGUUUCCUAAUCUACAACUUUGCUUCAAAGGGUAAUUUGUCUCAGUAUCUGGACAACGAGGAUGAUAGUAUCAAUGUCCUUGACUGGCCGACAAGGAUUUCCAUCAUCAAUGGGAUUGCAAAAGGUAUAGAGUACUUGCACGGCGGUGAACCAAGCAAACCUCCCACUGUUCACCAAAAUAUAUCCGUGGAGAAAGUCCUCGUCGACGAACAUUUCAAUCCAUUAAUAUUGGAUUCUGGUCUUUUGAAGCUCCUUGCUGAUGAUGUUGUUUACUCAGCCCUCAAAGUCAGCGCUGCGUUUGGAUAUAUGGCUCCCGAGUACAUAACUACUGGUCGUUUCACAGAGAAGAGUGAUGUUUAUGCAUUUGGAGUGAUAAUCCUUCAAGUAAUCUCUGGCAAACAAAAACUUGCUACCCUAACAAGACUGGCAGCUGAAGCUGGAAAAUUGGAAGAUUUUGUUGACUUGAAACUCAAGGGCAAGUUCACUGAGUCAGAGGCAGCCCGUUUAGCAAAAAUUGCACUCGACUGCACCCAUGAGCUUCCAGACAGUAGACCGACCAUGGCAUCAGUGGUUCAAGAGCUGAGCAAGCCAAGUGAUGUUAUUUAG